AUGAAGACAAUUCUGCUGUGCGCUGUGAUCGUUUUGGGAGGUGUGUCAAGAAUGAGCAUGGCUGCUCACCAAAAUCACCCCUUUGGAGUUUCAUUUGAAAACGGUACAUGCACAUACCGAAAUAUAACGCUCAAGGAUGGACACUCUGAUAACUUUCAAUAUCCAUGUGAAUUUUGGACUUGCAAUGCUACUGCCAAAACACUAACUGUUGAAGGGUGCGGUGUGGCACGAUACGGAAGCUGCCGGUACGUGCACCAUCCUAGAUUCUACUGGCCGCAUUGCUGUCGCAUGACUCGUGUCUGCUAA
Molecule: messenger RNA, 306 nt
Organism: Ixodes scapularis (black-legged tick)
Lineage: Eukaryota; Metazoa; Arthropoda; Arachnida; Ixodida; Ixodidae
Exons: 3
Coding region: 1-306 (101 amino acids)
Source: RefSeq, a predicted model, not a curated record